GUGAAGUGCGAUGCAUCCAACAAGUACAAGGGUCAUCCCUGCGAGAAAGGCUACUACUGCGAGCGUUUGGGCACUGCUUUGAGACCUCGAUGCUUGCAUUGGGUGAACUGCGCUCGCUCGUGCUACUGUGCCCAAAGGGCCAAGCUGCUGGAGGACGGCGACGUCAUCCCAGAGGUCUUGUUUCAGGAUGAAGAUGUAGAGCUCGACGCUGAGAGAGGGAGCAUGGCUAGUGUUCCAUAG
This is a messenger RNA of Symbiodinium sp. CCMP2456, 240 nucleotides long. Lineage: Eukaryota; Dinophyceae; Suessiales; Symbiodiniaceae. The record is from the annotation of a GenBank genome assembly.